AUGGGUGAUUUGAGCGAUUUGAGUCAUUUGAGUGUUGUGUCCGUUGUGUUGAAGUUGAAGUUUCGUGUAUAUUGUAUAGUUUAAGUUAUUUUGACAGUAUUAGAAAUAAAAUGACUCACAGCCUGCUCACUUGUAUGAUACCAGUCUUGAACAUAAGUAAGAAAGUUCUACUACCGAGUUCUGGCAGGCUACGUAAUAGUACACUUUUAUGGAAGACAGUGGAGGUUAGAUUUCUCCGUGGUGUAGCCGAAAAUUCGGCGGAUACGAACGCAGGAAGUUUGCCAUUUUCGAGAUUAGAAUCCUCUGUCUCACAGAAUGAAAAUUACGAAACACGGCUUCUGAAGAUUGCCAUUAUUGGUGUCCCAAAUGCUGGGAAAAGUACUGUUAUAAAUCAGCUGGUGGGCAGAAAGGUUUGUUCUAUAUCAAGAAAGGUGCACACUACUAGAUGCAAUGCAAGAGCAAUUGGAAUUGAAGGCAAUACACAGUUAGUGUUUCUGGACACCCCAGGACUAGUUAACGCUGAUGAGUCACACCGGCACCAUCUGGAACACUCCUUUCACUGUGACAGUGAGAUAGCUAUGUUAGAAGCAGAUGUCAUAGGAGUAGUACAUGAUGUGUCAAACCCAUGGACACGAGACAGGCUUGAUCCCAAAGUGCUACGUUUGCUGUACCUCUAUCCUAGGAAGCACUCCUUUCUUAUCCUUAACAAGAUAGAUGCAUUGAAGACCAAGAGAAAACUGUUGGAUGUUGUCCGUCUCCUGACAAACAAUUCCCUGGCAGGACAAUCAAAGACUUCUGAACGUGAACCAUUAUCAGCAAUAAAUUACCCAGAGUGUAUAGAGCAGCAGCAAGCACAUAAGAGCCAUGAUCACCAAGUGAAGGAUGACAUGAGCUCCUCAAUACUUUCAGAACUGCAGGUCCAGAGGAAGGUGGCAAAUGAGAGAGGUUGGCCCAACUUCAAAGAAAUCUUUAUGGUGUCAGCCCUUUUGGGAGAUGGCAUGAAUGAUAUCAAGGAUUAUUUGCUGCAUAUAUCUGAAUCCUCACCGUGGCUGUACCCAGAGUCCAAGUUCACAGAUCAGCCUUCAGAAACUAUAGUAGUUACACUGUACGCUCCAAGCUACUGGACCAUUUACCACAGGAAAUUCCCUAUAAUCUCAACACACUUAUUGAAUAUUUUGAUGUUGGGAAAGAAGGAUCCAUAUCAGCAGUGGUACUUGUGGAAUGCCCAACACUUCGACUUCAGCAACUGGUUGUUGGGUCUGGUGGGCUAAGGGUCCGUACAAUAGCACGUGAGGCAGAACAAGAAUUGCAGAGUACCUUCAGACAGCCAGUACGAUUGAAAGUGGCUGUUACCAACAAAAGCCAAAAACUU
Messenger RNA from Cryptotermes secundus, 1372 nucleotides. Its product is annotated as GTPase Era, mitochondrial. Gene Ontology annotation, cellular component: mitochondrial matrix. NCBI's taxonomy places the organism in Eukaryota, Metazoa, Arthropoda, Insecta, Blattodea, Kalotermitidae. Gene Ontology annotation, molecular function: rRNA binding; GTP binding; ribosomal small subunit binding. The record is from RefSeq and is a predicted model, not a curated record. Gene Ontology annotation, biological process: ribosomal small subunit assembly.